This is a messenger RNA of Nematostella vectensis (starlet sea anemone), 2582 nucleotides long. RefSeq lists its product as uncharacterized. The coding region runs from base 120 to 2258 and encodes 712 amino acids. Lineage: Eukaryota; Metazoa; Cnidaria; Anthozoa; Actiniaria; Edwardsiidae. The transcript is spliced from 11 exons. The record is from RefSeq and is a predicted model, not a curated record.
GGGAUGAAGAGAGAGCAGCGCGCAUUCAAAAUUUACCUCUGAUUUAACUUACCUGAAAAGAAAAUUAUUUGUGAGGAUUUGAAUUAAAAAUUCAACUCGCUGAAUUAUUUUUUUGCCUCAUGAACUGGGUUGGAGGAGCAAGGAACAGAGUCAAGCUGAAACAUGAGAGAAAAAUUCAAAAGGAGUUCUUUGAGCGAAAGCGCCACGCCAAAAAAGUGUUCCGCAUAAAAUGCCGAUCCCCCGAUGGUAGAGGGAAACGUGGAAUUAGUCAAGACCUACUAGCUUUGAAUACCGUGAUUAGUGCACAUGAUAAACCAGUUAAUACAAUAGGUAAACCAAGACUACCACAAAAAAUUGACAUGGACCACACCCCAUUAAAAAUGUUUGGGCGUCGACCUUCAGUUAUUGAAUUACCUGAGUCUCCAGGGCAUAAAAGGCUUUCAAAGAUUGAAUUAACAAGUGCCAAGGAAGACAAGAAAAUUGAUUCUUUUAUACAAAGUGAGAAGAUACUUCAUCAAAAAAAAUCAGAGUCUUUCAUGAAACAAGAGCAGGAAAAUGGUUACCACAUAACUGCUGGUUCAGUACAAAGAAAAUCCUUGAAUAAUGCACCUAAAACAUGCAUCACAUCACUAGCACCAAGCACAGAAAUACCAUUGUCUAAGUUGCCACUCCCUUUAAAUGGAAGACUAGGGCUCUAUGGACAGCUGGACUUUGAUUUAUCAUGGAAAUCUAGUCACCAUGGGAUGUCAAGAGAAGGCAAAAAGUCUUUAGAAAACAAGAAGACAAAUAAAGAGGCCUACUUUGAAAAUAAUGUAUUUUCUAAAGAGAGCAUUUUUUGCAAAGAAGAAUCUGGAAGGAAGUGCCAGCAAGUUCCUGAAGUUUGCACGAUGGGACAGAAUUUCUCAAUCCAGAAGUAUUUUGAGACUGUGCACAAUGACCCUCCAAGUAUCACGCCAAUGAAAAUGAAUGAUUCAACACAGGGUGUACCCUGCUUUGAAAGCAAAACAAACUCCAGCCAGAGUAGGAGUUAUAAGUCACCAGACUUAAACCCUUACUCAGAACCAGGCCCUCUCUUCCAUUCUGACACAAAUGCAAGUAACAUUGUUAAAGCUCCCUCAAAGAAGCAUGCAGCUCAACAUAAAAGUGAAGAAACUGAUACUAGAAGUGGGAAAAUAUAUUCUUUGAGAAAGCAACUGGACUGGAACAAGUUAUGCAGUCCAACCUUUUUAGAUCAAAGCAAUGUUGGAGACAGGAGAGACAAAAUGUCAGGAUUUGCCAUAGAGUGUGGGAUGGGAUGUGAAUGCAAGUCAGACAUGAUUGAAGGAGUUAAAGACCAUAACCCUGAGCAGGACAACGUCAAAACAGACCCGACUGAUGAGGCCCUACAGGAGGUUAUGGACAUGGAGGCAGAUGACGCAGAGGCUUAUAGCGAAGUAUCCUCCUCAUGGUCAUCCUUUUCAGAAAGGAACACCCAGGAGACGGUUAACGAGCUGGAGCAAAGCACUCAAAGCAAAGCAGAAGUAUCGAAAACAAGUAAUAUCAAUGAAGAAAUAAUUGUGAACGUAUCACAAGGAGCAUCUUUAGCCAUUCGUAAAACAAGACAGAAUAUUGAGCUCCCACAGCUAAGAAAAUAUCACAUCAAAACCUCCAACUCAACAGUGAAAGAUGACCACUCCGGCAGACGCGAGAGCUUAGCAAAUGACUGCGUACUCUUUAAGAAAAAUGGAAUGGAAGAGGAUUCACAAGGAGAAAAUACAGCUGCUGGUAGGGCGAGUGGCAUACCACUAUCUAAUGCAAAUUUGCAUGGUUUAAAAGAAGGUGAAGAGAUACUCGUUUGCGAUGAGAAGAUUGAAGACCUUUUAUCACAGCCAGACACCAAAACAUGUAACUUCCCUGUGAAUGUGGCUAAUUUAUGCGAUAUGUCCCCCCUUCAUCCAUCUUUCACGCCAUCUGUGAAAGCAAAACAGAAAAAAGACAAUUGGACACAAUGGGACCCUGUAAAGGAGUCGAUGAAUGAGAAAACCACCCAAACACGCGGUGGUAUCUUUACUACAACUGCAACUCAGACCGAUGUCGAAACCCGAGAGGAAAACAUCGAGAAGGCUUGUCAGACUAUAGAGGAAAGACUGGAAGAAGGCGCUCUUGAUGCCAAGAAGACCAUUGACAAUGAUAAUCAUACGGAUGCGAAACGGUCAGGCCAAAGCGACCUCAACUGGUACGAGACACUUCUGAGGAAGCUAUUCACCCCAUCACCAUAGCAAUAAAAUAAACAAGAAAAAAUAUUAAUCAGAGAAAAAUUGACAAAAAGACAAAAGCCAGUAUUCUUCAUGAUAAAAAAAAUAGCUCCAUUACGUGCCAUUAUGUCUUUAAGAAGUAUUGUAUUGUGUUGCUUGUUCCUUUGAGAGGUAUUUCUAUCUCCCGUUUUCUUUUGGUAAAUUAACAGAGUAACAGACUAGCAGCUGUCAGCCAGUGACUAUUUACAGAGUCUGGUGUUUUCAGGAUAAUAUGCAGAUUGGUUUUUACACGCAGGAUGUGAGCGAUCAUCUGGCCAUGAAAUAAAGUGAUGUGUUUGUCUGUUUGGA